Molecule: messenger RNA, 2658 nt
Organism: Nematocida parisii ERTm1
Lineage: Eukaryota; Fungi; Microsporidia
Exons: 1
Coding region: 1-2598 (865 amino acids)
Source: RefSeq, a predicted model, not a curated record
AUGAAAGAGUACGUAUACUUCCUUUUCUGUGCAAUAGUAAUGUAUUGUUGUGUGUAUAGUUCAACAAACACAACCACAUCUAACUUGGAGUCUAUAAAAGUGUAUAAUGAUGUGGAUGAAAAUAUAGACAGAUUAUUAACAAUGGUAGAAGGAAAGUCCAAAAAACGACUGGAUAUGUGGAAAAACUUCCAUGCGAGAAAAGUUAAUUUUGUUUUAGUUACUGAGAGUGUGUUUAUAGAAAAGACUACAAAGAAAGAAGACCGCAUUAUUAUAGCAGAUAAAAAUUCAAUUUUCAAGUUUUCAGGUAAGCGCCGGUAUAAUGACAAUCCUUCAUGGAGAUCAAUUAAUUUCUCACAGUUUGGCAUUUUACACACUGUAUUGUUUAUAAUAGAGCCAACUAUGGAGAGCCCUGAUGAAGAAUUUAAUUAUUGCAUUAAAUGCAUACUCUUUUCCUUAACACUUAAAGACUUUACAGAAAAAAAUAUAGAAGAUCAUGGCUUAAAAAGAAAGAAUACUAACUUGCAAACAAAUAUAGAAAAUUGCAUAGAGGUUCUUAGCCACAACAAGAAUCUUGAGCUGUGCUCUGAAAAACUAGAAAAAAAAGCUAAAAGAAAAAGUAAAAUAGAAUGUGAAGAUCAUUUAAAUAACUGCAUUAACAGGUACAUAAUAAAUAUGCAUGCCAAUAUAAGAAAGUUUGGGCAUAGUAAGCUCCAGAAGAUACAAAAGCACGAGAUUAAAGAAUAUCUCCAAAAGAAUAUAAAUAUACAUUCAAAGUAUUUGCAGAAUAAAAUAGAAAAAAUCACAGACACACGCGAAGCAGCCCAUAGAAUAUUUCUAGAUUACAUGGAAAGCUGUUUGCAGCGCAAAACAAAUAUAAUAAGAAGAACAGUUUAUAAUCCAGAGCGAAUGGAAGAGGCGGUAGAGCCGGUGUUUAGGCAGAUAUGCUGUAAGUGCAUUGAUUUUAAAACAACUAGGAUGCAGACAUAUAUGUGCUAUGAAAAUCCUGCUGGUAGCACUAUAAUUGCAAUAAAGUUCUUUUUAAAAAAUCCAUUCAUAAGAAUGGAUUUCAGGACAAUAAACAUUAAUAUAAUUGACAUGCGGAAAGGCAUGCUAGCCAGGGCAAACCGACUAACACAUAAUCAGAAUGAGAAAAUACUUAUUUUAUUUCAGAAGAUGGUAAUUGUAUUAGACACUAUAAAUUUAAUAUUCAGCAGCGAUGAACUUCGGGAGAACAGUAUAGAAAAAAUAGAGGAAAUAUGUAAAGAUAUUCACAAUGUAUUUGUUGAGGCGUAUAGUCAAACCAUUCCUAACUUUACAGCAAAGGACAUUUACUUAGAUAUGUAUAAGCUGCUAGCGUCUUUUUAUAAAAAACUUCCGUAUUCGUAUGUUCAGCUUUUUUCAACUAAAGAACCCACAGAAACUUUUUCGGUAAAGAAGAACUAUCAGUUAGUUGGAAAGAGCAUUUUUAACGACCAAAGAUACCAGAAGUGGGAAAUAGAUAUUAGCAAGAAUUCUCUAGAAAGCGAAGGCGCAUUGAAGCACACAAUAUCAAAUAUAAAGUGCACAGAAAAGUUCUAUGCUUGUGAUGGAAGCGUAAAAAAGGCAAUGCACUACCAUGUGCACUAUGUAGACAACACACAGCACAAAUAUGAGCGGAUUUGCAUUCCCUAUUACUACAAAGAAGACAAGAAGCCUAUUUGUGUGCACACUGUGGCUGACAUUAUCACAUACAUAAUGGGAAUAAAGGAUGUAGUGAAGGCAGAUAUCCACCCAUAUAUUAUGAACAUAGAAACAAACAAAUGGUCUAAAGUUAAGCAACCAGAGACUAUUAUGAUGGACCGUAUUGAAAGAAACUUUUUUAUUGUUUUUUAUCACGUUUUGAAUGAUUGCGCGAAGGAUGGAGUCUUCUUUGUUGAGCUUCCUACUAAGAAAGAAGCGGAAGUAAAGCUUCCACUGUUUUUAUCGCGCGUGGAGGCUGCCUUAUGUUGCACAGAAGAGUUAUUGGUGGCCAUGAAAGAGACUAUAAUGCACUCUUUAGAUCUUGAAGGGGCCUGCCCAUUUGUUUUAACAAACACAGAAUCGGCUAUGUGGAGUAAUCCUUUCAUCAGAGCCUUUUAUGAUAAUUUGGUGAUUUCCAGCAUCUGCAGCAUAGAAAAUUUGCAAUGUUUAGUUAUGAAUGCCUCGCUAUGCGUGGAUUCAGACGGUGAGCGAGUUACGUGGAUGGUUAAGUAUCCAUAUAAUGCAAAUGAGUAUAAUUUCUGUCUACUAAGCAAUGUGUCUCUAAAGCAGCUUAAUAUGGAGUUUGAUCUGCAGAAUACUAUAGCAGGUAUGUGCGUGUCCUCCAUCAUGGAGUUGCCCAGAAACAUAGAAGUUGUUGGUCGCCAUCAAUCAGGUAAACAUUUUUAUCUACAAGGGAAUGAACUCAUAAACUACCUAGAGAAGCUUAUUAAAGACAAGAAAAAAACAUUAUGCCCUGAGAUUGACGCCCCUCGGCAGAUGCAGAUUGAAAUUAUACAAACAGAUCCAUCAAUAGCUGGCACUUUUAACAUGCAUCAGUACUUUUUAAAAUGCAUAGCAGGGCUCCAGUGGAUAGAAUAGCUGGCGUGCACAGAAAAAUACUUACCAUUACUAUAAUCAUAUCCACAAGUGCCGUCCAGC